CCACAACACGCAAGGGAAGAAGAUGGGUAAAGUUCCACUGGCAGCACGCUGCACAACACGUGAAAUCCGACUCCACCGACCGAGGCCAACCUCGCCGCCACGGAACUCACAUGAACGCCGGACGACGACCUCCUGUGGCUUACUAUUCUGGGAAGGCUUGCUUCUAGGACGAUCCCAAAGUCAAGUGCAGCGCAUCGGAUCUCGAUCAUGCUGCACGCUAGUUCCACUAGAGCGCUGAAACAACACAGGACCAUGGCGGUUUCAUCAUGUGUCCGGUUCCCCGACAUUUUGUCUGCCUUAGCCAAGGAAACUGGCCCCCAUCGAGCAUACCGAGCUGCAUUCUGUGCAGUGGCUUCCUAUCUCGUUCUGUCGCAUGACAUAGACAUUUGAAACCGGGGAAGAGAAACAAUGGUGCUCCGACUCGCCCUCCUUCUCUGUGCCCUCAGAGUCGUGUCCGCCGCUCUUGGGCCCAUCGACACGUCUGCUCCGUCGAUCCCUGGUGGUAAGGUGCAGAACGCUGCACCGCCGGGACCGUUCUUCCAAGAUUUCAAACCUCCGUUCCCCACGACGAACUGGUGGAUAGGGUAUGCUGCCUAUCCCAACCAGAACAGUGUGGUAGCUGGCCCCUUCCCGUACAUGUCAGCCGCACUCGACACCGGCUUCCAAUUUGGUCUAUCAAACACGCGAACCUUCGAUGGGACAUCGAUCAUCCAGACGACGAAUCUCGACUGGCUAGUGUCGUACGCCCAGAACCCCAACUCGCACACGAGUCACAAGGCGACAGCCUGGGAUACUCAAAGUGUGACCAUCAAAUAUUUCUCCGGGUCCGGCGCUGGCUUCACGACAUAUGUGGUCCCCGGAUCUCCGUACUUGACGUUCAACUACAACGCUUCGACGGUUUUGCUCACGAGCACCAAUGGUAACAUCGCUUCUAUCAAUGGGAUCUCAGUCGGGACUUCUCCCGUCACCGUCUCUGGCACCAAGUUCACCGUUAUCAACAAUGCCGGCACAUACGUGAUCUACUCGCUCGGAGGACCCAUCUCAUUCAGCGUCACCGCGAAUGCGCUGACGGGCACGUCCCUGUUCUCGGGCGUCAUCCGAAUCGCUCGCGUGGUCAGUCCGACCACCAGUGUCGAUGUCCUCGAUCAAUAUUCCUCCGCUUAUCCGACUGGUGUUGGCCUCGACUACACAUUCUCUGGAGACAACGCCACUCUGAGCUUCACCUGGAACGUGGUCGGCAAUGCCUCCUCGUUCAUCCAUCUGUCCUGGCCGCAUCACAGAAAAGCGCUGAUCAGCCCCACGUACAUCGCAGGGCUGACGUAUCUCUCCACAAAAGGCUACAUGAAACCUGUGCGGGGGAAUGUGUGGCGCUUGUCGUACGCCCUCCCGACGAUCACGUGGCAAGCACCGCGGGUGCCGCAGAACUCGUGUCUGUCGCAGCUCGAGCAGGCGCUGGAAUACGAGGUCGCGCACGCGACCGUUGCUGUGCCGUCGGAUUUCUAUUUCUGGGGAAAGGCGGUUCAGUCUUUGGCGAGAUUGGCAUUGAUCGCUGACCAUAUUGGACGCACGGAUCUCAUCCAGCCGGUGAUCAGCGUCUUGAAGCAGAGCUACUCUCAAUGGCUCACUCCCGGGACAUCGAAUGUCUGUUAUGCUGCUUACGACACCGUCUGGGGCGGGGUUGUCGACGGUCCAGGCGCGACGAAUCCCAACAUCGAUUACGGGAACGGCUAUUACAACGACCAUCAUUUCCACUACGGCUACUUCAUCUAUGCCGCUUCGGUCAUCGGACGCUAUGACUCUACCUGGUGGGCGGCCAACCGGGCCCUCGUCACCCAUUUCGUGCGCGACAUCGGAAAUCCCUCGGCACAGGACCCGUACUACACCGUCGCGAGAUGCAAAGACUGGUUCGCCGGGCAUUCUUGGGGUGCGAAUCUACCUGCACGUCAAUGGGCUGCUUGUGCUGAGCAAUUCACAGCGUCUGGAAUCGCCAACGGAGCUGGGUCCCGUGACCAGGAAUCCUCGGGAGAGGCGGUCAACGGGUACUACAGUCUCAUUCUAUAUGCGGAUCUCGUGGGAAAGCAGGAUCUCAAGAACUGGGCGCGACUGUUGUGGGCGACGGAGGUCGCCGCUGUGCAAUCCUACUGGCAUCUGUAUCCAACAUCGAACGAUCCAGACACGCCAUACCCAGAAGCUGGCCUCCGGAGCUUAACGACGAUCGGAAAUGUGAUGGAUUACCAAGCCGGAGCCUGGCUCUUCUGGGGCGCCCAACGAUCCGAGAUUGCUGCGAUCCAGAUGCUGCCGGUCACCCCGAUCAACGAGGGGCUUUACGAUGUGCCAUGGUUAACGGGCGCUUGGAGCUACGUCAGCGGGGAGAUGGUCGACCCUGCGGUCGGAGACGACUGGAAGUCGAUCAUCUACAUGGCUUACGGUGAAGUCAGCCCCCAGACGGCGUUCGCUCGGUCGACCAACAUCACUGCUUGGGGCGGCACGACUUCCCAGGCCGGGCUUUUGUACCACCUCGCCACGCGCAAAAACCCGACCGGUGCCAACAUCUGCACCGCUUCUGGCGGCAACCCGACUGGCGUCUUCACCAUCAAAGGACCGAACGGCAAAUUCGUGACGUCCACUGGUGCUGUUACCCAGCUUAUUGCGAACGCAGCCGCGAAUGGCACUCGGUUCCAAUUCGACUACAUGCCCGGGGGAGGCUCGAUGCUCAACCUCGGGACCGGAAUGUAUGUGACUGCUGACCAGAACGGGGCUGCUCCGCUCAGCAGCGCCCGGACGGUCGCUCAGGCCUGGGAGAAUUUCAGAAUUACGAAACAAGCUAAUGGGACCUAUACGAUGCUGGCGGGCGUGAAUUCGGAGUAUAUCGUCUUGGACUCGACUGGAGCGCUGGUGAACGCUGGGAAUAAUUCGGCGAAUGCCGCCAUGUUCUCCCUCGUCCCCAGUUGAAAAUCCCAAAUAUUGUAGCCUUAUCUGUACAUUUGCUUGUAUCAUACACCCAGGUAUACUCAAAUUUUACUUACGUGACACCGAGUAAGCGGACGGUCGAACGGCCGACGCACGUUCCACGGCCCGGUGCAGCGCUGGUAGCCCGGUCCGCGCCCCGGUCCGGUGCGUGGUUGGAUGUCAUUCGAGUUCUCGAGCGCGCCUUCGUGUCAUCCACGCUCUUCCACAGACCACUGGGCGAGGCCAACGCCCUUCUCUCUUUUCUCCCUCACCCGAGUGCGCAGAGCGGCGACACCGUCCGGCAUCACCCUCGGAAGUUCCAUCUGCCCCAGGCUCGGUGCCCGACCUUAGCCGUCUAAAUAGGUCUUGCAUCAUCGCCCGCUCCCCCUGAAGAACAAAACUCCGCCCUCGCGUUUUUCAACUCUCUUUCCCAUACACUCCUCCCUCUCCGCAGGCGCAAUGAGUCGUUUCUUGCGUCCUCUUUUCACCCUGCGGGCGCUCGGGAUAGCGUCGGCCGGGACAGUCCUCGCGUCCGGCGCAGGCGUGUACUGGCUCAACUCCGGGCCAGCCUACCCGCAGUCGACGAAGGAGACGCGGCGGCCUCCGCCGCCGUGGACGCCCCCGCCGCGCGAGCAGAUGCUCAAGCAGCUGAAAGCGUCCGGGCUCAUCAAGACCACGGGCCUCGCGGACGAGGAGUUCGACCUGCUCGUUGUUGGUGGUGGGGCCACGGGCGCGGGUGUCGCGGUUGAUGCGGCGAGCCGUGGGCUCAAAGUUGCUCUGGUCGAGCGGGAUGAUUUUAGUGCUGGAACCUCGUCCAAGUCGACGAAGCUGGUGCACGGUGGUGUGCGAUAUCUGCAGAAGGCCGUCUUCGAGCUCGACUAUGAGCAGUACAAACUUGUGAAGGAGGCGCUCUACGAGCGUCGCAUAUUCUUGCAAACGGCUCCCUACCUUUCUCAAAUGCUUCCGAUUAUGCUUCCUCUUUACAAGUACUGGCAAGUUCCCUAUUAUUUUGCUGGGUGCAAAAUGUACGAUAUUCUGGCUGGGAAGGAGAACAUGGAGUCCUCGUACCUGAUGAGCAAGGGCAAGGCGCUCGAGGCCUUCCCAAUGCUCAAGAGCGACGGAUUGGUUGGCGCGGUGGUUUACUACGACGGACAACACAACGAUUCCCGGAUGAACAUGGCCCUCAUCAUGACGGCUGUAAAGGAGGGAGCCACGGUCGCCAACUAUUGCGAGGUGACGGAACUGCACAAGGACACGGCUGGCAAACUCAACGGUGCCCAAGUCCGCGACAACCUGACCGGCGAGAGCUUUGCUGUCCGCGCCAAGGGUGUCAUUAACGCCACGGGGCCGUUCUCGGACGCACUGCUUACUUUGGACAACCCCGCCCACAAGCCGAUCGUCCAGCCGUCCUCGGGUAUCCACUUGACGCUGCCCAACUACUACUCGCCGCGCAAGAUGGGUUUGCUCGACCCGGCUACCUCCGACGGUCGUGUGAUCUUCUUCCUUCCCUGGCAAGGCAACACCAUCGCUGGAACCACGGAUGCCGCUGCGCCCGUCGAGCGCGAGCCCCGGGCCAAGGAGGAUGAAAUCCAAUGGGUGCUCAGCGAGGUCCGCCGUUAUCUGUCCCCAGAUGUCAAGGUCCGCCGAGGCGAUGUGCUCAGCGCAUGGAGCGGUCUCCGGCCGCUUGUCCGGAACCCGAAUGCGUCUGGCACUGAAGGUCUCGUCCGCAACCACAUGAUCUAUGUAUCCGACAGUGGGCUUUUGACCAUUGCCGGAGGAAAGUGGACGACAUACCGUGCCAUGGCUGAGGAGACUGUCGACGAGGCCGUCAAGGUCUUUGCGCUCAAGCCCAAAACCGGCUGUGUUACUCAUAACCUUCGGUUGGUUGGCAGCGACGGCUGGAACCGGAAUAUGUUCAUUGGAUUGAUCCAGACGUAUGGAAUUGAGACUGAUGUUGCUAAACACUUGUCGGACAACUAUGGUGACCGGGCAUGGACUGUCUGCGAUCUUGCCGAACCGACUGGUGCCAGUUGGCCCCUGCACGGCAAAAGGAUCGCUGCCUCGUAUCCCUUCAUUGAGGCCGAAAUCCGAUAUGCCAUUCGUCACGAAUACGCCGUCAGCCCGAUCGACGUGCUCGCUCGCCGGACCCGUCUGUCGUUCCUGAACGCGUACUCUGCAUUGGACGCUCUCCCUCGUGUCGCUGACAUCAUGGCCCAAGAGCUGGGCUGGUCGCGUGCCGAGAAAGCCCGUCAAAUCGAGCGGACGAUCUCUUUCCUGGCAAGCAUGGGCAUCGAGCUGCCUGUGGUGCCUCCCUCUGCAUCAUCCUCUUGGGUCCCUGAGCAGUUGCGCGAUGUCGGGCGCGGGCUCGGACUCCUUGCGACGACGACGCCCAUCCGUGUGUACAGCCGGGCCAAAUUCGACGGCGCGGAGCUGGCCACGCUCAAGGCUGCGUUCGCGAAGCAGGCCAAGGAGGACGUUUCUGGCGAGGCCCGUCUUGACAAGGCUGCGCUGCGCAGCGUUCUGCAGCAGGUUCCUGGUUACGAGGCCAUCACGCCCAAAGAAUACGAGUAUGUCAUCGAGGAGACUGGCUUCCAAGUGCAGCAGAAUUUGGCGCUGGAUGAGUUCCUUGAGAUCUGCGGCAACAUCAAGGAAGUGACACUGACACCCUCAGUCAAGCGUUCUGGCGUUGCCGUUGAAAAGAGCGGUGGAGGAGUCUGAGUUGAUCCAUAAAUCGACUGUUGCCUGUAAUAUCUGUGACUGAAUCUCAUGUCGGAUAUUUAUGCACGCUGUACAUGUAAUGGCUUUCAAGGUACAUAGUAAUGAUCAUUUCGCUUGUAUCCAGAGAUG
Molecule: messenger RNA, 5796 nt
Organism: Mycena citricolor
Lineage: Eukaryota; Fungi; Basidiomycota; Agaricomycetes; Agaricales; Mycenaceae
Source: the annotation of a GenBank genome assembly